This is a messenger RNA of Trematomus bernacchii (emerald rockcod), 1276 nucleotides long. RefSeq names its product 15-hydroxyprostaglandin dehydrogenase (gene hpgd). The transcript is spliced from 7 exons. The coding region runs from base 202 to 987 and encodes 261 amino acids. NCBI's taxonomy places the organism in Eukaryota, Metazoa, Chordata, Actinopteri, Perciformes, Nototheniidae. Gene Ontology annotation, molecular function: oxidoreductase activity, acting on the CH-OH group of donors, NAD or NADP as acceptor. Gene Ontology annotation, cellular component: cytoplasm. The record is from RefSeq and is a predicted model, not a curated record.
GGGAGGAGGGAGGGAGGGGUAACAGCCCAGCUCAAGGGAGAGAAAACACACACAAGGGUGAGAAAGCCUCUGCAUGCACACACUGAGAAGGACAGAAGAAGAGAAGCAAAAACAGAGAAGAACAUAUAGCAGAGAGAGAACAGAGGGGGAGGCGAGUGAGAGACAGAGGGAGAAAGACGAAAAGUGAGGGUCUGCUGGAUCAUGCCUCUGAGAGGGAAGGUGGCUCUGGUGACCGGGGGAGCUCAGGGCAUCGGGAGAGCCGUGGUUCAGUCCCUGCUGCAGAGCUCAGCCAAGGUGGCUGUGGUGGACCUGAACAAGACGUGUGGAGAGGAGAGCAAGGCACUGCUGGACGCCGAGUUCGGAGAGGGACACUGCCACUUCAUUCCCUGUGAUGUGUCCAAUGGAGAUGCACUGAGAGAGGCCUUCCAGAACACCGUGGAGCAGUUUGGCCGUCUGGACAUCGUUAUCAACAAUGCCGGCAUCAACAAUGAGAAGAACUGGGAGAAGACCAUACAAGUGAACCUGACCUCUGUGAUUAAAGGGACCUACUUGGCACUGGAACACAUGAGUAAAGAGUACGGCAAGGAAGGAGGCAUCAUCAUUAAUGUAUCCUCUAUGGCAGCCUUCCUGCACUCCCCUCACCAGCCUGUCUACACUGCAACUAAACAUGGAGUCAUCGGCUUCACUAGAGCUAUGGCGGACGCGUCCUCACAAGGCGAUUACGGCGUCCGGAUCAACGUUCUGUGCCCGGCCUUCGUGGACACUCCUCUGCUGCACUCAGUGGAACAUGAGGACAACAUGGGCAAGUUUGUCAAGUUCAAGGACGAUUUCAAACGAAGCAUGAGCAAGUUUGGAGUUUUACAGCCUUCUCUGAUCGCAGAGGGCAUGAUGAGGCUGAUCAUGGACUCCAGUCUGCAGGGGGCAGUGAUGAAGAUCACAUGCUCCAAGGGAAUCCACUUCCACACCUAUGAACCCAUGUCUGCCUGAGCCUAUACACACUGCCCCUGAUUGAAUGUGCUGACCUUCAUUUGGAUGUCCUUCCAUAUGUCACACUUCUGUCACAAUAUGCACAUAUUAUGUUCCAGCUUAUACAUUUGUCAGAAGACAGUUUUAGUGUGUAUGAAGACAACGGAGCAGCUGCUCUGUCUACAGAGGAUACUGCUCACUAAUGUGUUACUUCGAUUUUAUAUUGUGAAAUUGUAAUAAUGGCAAUCUGUUUGUAAUUUAUAUUUAUAUUACAGUAUGUGUCAUUAAUAAAUGAUAUAGGUGAAAUAUA